CCUCAGUACCCUUCAAACACUCGCAUUCGUUUAUAUCCGGGAUAUUUCGACUCCCAUCGGAUUAUCGAGGUCGCUACACCAGGAAAGUCAGUGGCUCAAUCGUAGUUUGGUUUCCGUUAUCAGAAUGCGUCGGGCUUUCAGAGGGCGCCACCAGCGACAGCCUUUGCUGGGAGAAACGUAGAUGCACUAGUUUAUCUCUUCUGAAAGUGAUACUGUUCAGACAACAUAAACGAAAAAUUAUCAUUUAUGUGGUCAUCGGGGAUAAAUUAUUAUAAGCACAAUCACAAAAAUGAAUCAAAAUGUGAUUAUGACGUAGGAUAUCUGAUGAGAAUUUACCGCGCAUUUAGCGAGAACUUGCUAAACAGUAGUAUCAAUGAUAACAUAAAUCAUACAUCAUGUUUGGUGGACAAUAAAAUAAACGAUUCUUUCGUAUGUUCGAUGCUUUGGAAUGAAACUGCGUCUGUGUUUGAUGAGAGUACUGAGAAUUCAAGUGCAGGCAAUGUGGAAGAUAAUGUCGCCUUAAACUUGGGUCUGGCGGUGCCUAUGGGGAUUGUUAUGUACCUGCUCAGUCUUGUAACAGUGGUGGGCAAUGCUAUGGUCCUGCAUGCCAUCAGAACAGAGCGUCGUCUCCAAACCGUGUCAAAUAUGUUCAUCAUGAGUUUGGCUGCUGCUGAUAUAACAGUGGGUGGCAUCGUCAUGCCCAUCAGCUCUGUGUACGCCAUCACCGGUCAAUGGGUGUUCGGUCUCGCCGUGUGCCAGUUCUGGCUGUCGGCCGACUACACUGCCUCCACGGCUUCCAUUCUGAACUUGUUCAUCCUGAGCAUGGACCGGUACUGGUCUAUCACGUCGCCACUGAGGUACUUGAGGCGUCGCACCAAGAAGAGAGCCAUUAUCAUGAUUGGUCUCGUGUGGAUCGGAUCUGCACUUUGGAUCUUGCCAAUCAUCGGCUGGCAUUACAUUGAGUCGGGAGGAAAACGCAUGUACCCGCCUACUGUGUGUGAAACAGAAUUUGCGAGCAAUGUUGCCUUCAAAGUAACUGCCGCUUGCCUCAACUUCUACAUCCCCACAUUGCUCAUGGUGUAUUUAUAUGGACGUAUAUACUUCGAGAUUAAGAAACGCAGCCGCUUCGACCUCGGACAGUGCAAUCACAGUAACAGAAUAGAAAUAGGCCCCGGUGUUGUGUGGGGCACUGAUUCCCUUGUAGACGAGCAACCUCCAAAUCUUUUACGAUCAAAGUCUAAGCCAUUUCGGAAGAAAAACGUCAUAGUUGGAGAGACGCACCAGUUCCGAAAUCUAACUGUGCUUUCAUAUAAAUCUGAAGGUACUCAGAGUGAAGGUUUUGUGCAUUUUGAAGGUGUUACGGUGAACGUGGAAUACGUGGAACUCACCACAACGACGAUGGAUGCAAAGUAUAAAGAUGGGAACCACAUCCGUGAGAAUUCUGCCGGCAGCCAAUAUCGACGCACUUUCGCACAUAAGAACACGACUAAAAGACGCAACAACGAUUCUGAUUCUGUAACUUUGCAGAAGGAAAAGAAAGCUGCCCGUCAACUGGGAGUCAUCAUGGCUGCGUUCGUCCUCUGUUGGCUACCGUACUUUGUUUUGUUCACGGUUAUAGCUUUCUGCAGUGACUGUGUCAAUCCACUCGUUCACACUGCUACCAUAUGGCUCGGGUACAUAAACUCCACGUUUAACCCUAUUCUCUAUCCUCUCUGUAACACAAACUUUAAAAGAGCCUUCAAGAAAAUGUUGGGAUUUGGUGGCAAAGAUCGAAAUGUUUUGAUGACAAUGGCGUCCCGGGGAGGAUACAGGCAGCCAAACUAAUUAUAACAAACAGCGAAUGAUCAAGAGUUUCACUGUAAUUAACAAAUGUGCCCAUGGCUGUCCCUUUUUAUUUUAAAUUUUAAAUUAUAUGAUGUUUAAAUGAUAAAGAACAAUAAUGUUUCGGUAAAACAGUCUCUGAGGAACUGCCGUAUAUAGAAACUGAAAUGGAAUUUCCUCACGAAAAACGACGAGUGAAAAGGAAGGAAGAACUAUGCUAUCAAUGAAACAAGAACACACAAAUUUAAUAACAAGACACAGUAGGCCAACAUAAUAGCAUUGACAACUUACUUCUGUAAUUAUCUGUGUGCAGUCGUGCAUGUCCAUUCAGCUGUAAUCGGAUUUUACUCACUGAAACACCGACGAUAAAUUGUAUCUAAAUAUGAUUGAUUUAUGAUAUAUAAUAAAAGCAUUAAAAUAUGAAGCACAGCGAUAAUGGCCUGAAACUCGUUACGAAUACAUUUAGGGACUACUAAAAAUCAGUAAAUAUAAAAAUUUAUAAUGAUAUAGGGCACAAAGUAAAGUCAUUUAAACUAACAGCUCAGUGGCUCUAAUCCUGCAUGAGAACAGCUUAGCUUGACAGGAAGAAGCAUAUGCCAGAUUACGGCUGGCGCCGUUCGCGCUUUAACCAUUACCGACUCGUAUUUGGUUAGUCCCAACUCAGCUUCAAAACUUCAAGCAACUUUCCCAACAAGCACAUAAGCAACGGGUGGCAAGUGCAUUUAUUCAAAACAAAUCAACAACUUUCUGAUAAUUUGAAAUAACUGGACCGUGGAAAAGUUAUUACCUCAGUGAAACCAAAGUCUCAGUGAUUCUAUUACGCACUGCCUGAAAAACUGGAAAAUAAGGGAACAACUUUAUAUGACAGUUCGUGUCAAUGAAACCAAAAGAGUAACUUUUAUAGAGAAAUAAUUAUCAAAAUAUAAGACAACUAGUCAAUAUACCAAUAUAACUAGUAAAUUAAUGUAAGUAGGCCCAUGUAUAAACAUAAUACGCACAGAAGACAUUUCAAAAUUUAACUCGUUCUUCAUUUCAUGUUUUAAGCAACCAGGCUCUUCCGACUCCACCUAUUCAUUCCGUGUUUUCCGAGGUCUUCUCUUUGGAUUAUCAUGUAGAAUGUGUUUCUGUAUUCUGCCAAACAUUUUUAUCUCUAAAUGGCUCCUUCACUUCUGUGUGCGUCUAAAUAUCACUUUCUCAUCUACUCGAACAGAGAAUAAAGGGGACAAUAUUAUUAGUUACUAUAGGAUUCUGACGAUGGUGUAUAACACACAGCCUCAAUCACUGGAUUGAGGCUAGCUCUU
Cryptotermes secundus is the source of this 3122-nucleotide messenger RNA. RefSeq names its product histamine H1 receptor. The record is from RefSeq and is a predicted model, not a curated record. The transcript is spliced from 4 exons. Gene Ontology annotation, biological process: adenylate cyclase-activating adrenergic receptor signaling pathway. Gene Ontology annotation, molecular function: G protein-coupled acetylcholine receptor activity. Gene Ontology annotation, cellular component: plasma membrane. Bases 247 to 1824 code for a protein of 525 amino acids. Lineage: Eukaryota; Metazoa; Arthropoda; Insecta; Blattodea; Kalotermitidae.